Molecule: messenger RNA, 717 nt
Organism: Penicilliopsis zonata CBS 506.65
Lineage: Eukaryota; Fungi; Ascomycota; Eurotiomycetes; Eurotiales; Aspergillaceae
Exons: 3
Source: RefSeq, a predicted model, not a curated record
CCGGCGGGUUACAAGUCGAUCCCGAUCGACACACCAAACGACCGGAUUAUCGUGAUGGCUCGCUUGUCGUUUGAGGAUACUUCGUGGGUCGCGGCCGAAUUAAACGAAUGGCGGAGCAUGAUCUACACCGUCGACGACACCUCAAUGACCUACCAUACCCCCGUGAACAAGGGCCGCGAGAGCCUGGCGUAUCUGCAAUACAUCGUGGAUCAUUACUACAGCCUGCCCAGCCUAAUCAUCUUCCUCCACAGCCACCGCUCCGGCUGGCCGCAAGCCUGGCACACCGACACCUUCGACUACAGCAACGUCGAGUCGGUGCGUCUCCUGCGCCCCGAUUUCGUCCAGAAGAACGGCUAUGUCAACCUGCGCUGCAUGGACGACCCGGGCUGCCCGGCCGAGAUUCGUCCCUUCCGCGACCCCCCGGACGAGGGCCGCGAGGCCGAGCUGUACUACGCCCGCGCCUACCAGGAGCUGUUCAACACCUCCACCGUCCCCGAGGAGGUCGGCGUCGCCUGCUGCUCCCAGUUCGCCGUCUCGCGCGACCAGGUCCUCAAGCGCCCGCACUCGGACUACCUGCGUUUCUACACCUGGGUCCUCACCACCGAUCUUUCCGAUGAGACGGUCAGCCGCAUCAUGGAGUACUCUUGGCAUAUUAUCUUUGGCAUGGAUGCUGUCUACUGCCCCGAUGUGUACCAGUGUUACCGUGAAGUAUACGGC